This is a messenger RNA of Syngnathus acus (greater pipefish), 2744 nucleotides long. RefSeq names its product guanine nucleotide-binding protein G(i) subunit alpha-1. The record is from RefSeq and is a predicted model, not a curated record. Gene Ontology annotation, biological process: adenylate cyclase-modulating G protein-coupled receptor signaling pathway. NCBI's taxonomy places the organism in Eukaryota, Metazoa, Chordata, Actinopteri, Syngnathiformes, Syngnathidae. Gene Ontology annotation, molecular function: G-protein beta/gamma-subunit complex binding; GTPase activity; GTP binding. Gene Ontology annotation, cellular component: heterotrimeric G-protein complex. The transcript is spliced from 9 exons. The coding region runs from base 284 to 1348 and encodes 354 amino acids.
UAAAACCUGCCCUGCUGACUUGGUCCGUCAAUUCGACAACAACUAAAUAAAACAAAAAAGAAAUUCGACGUGUAUUAGCUGCAAGGUUGAUGGAAGAGAAGGGCGUGCUUCAAUCGCAACCCACCCUUCUCCCUCCCUCUCCUUCCCCUCCCCAUUACUGGAUGCUAGCUUGGUGGUAGCCUUUGCAUGUCGUGUAGCACUCCCAGUCAAAAGUUGCGUUUCGUCAUUUUUCACCCCAAAAUAUUCUACUCGGGGAACAUCAGACUGCGGUAAAGGCAACAAGAUGGGAUGUACUCUGAGCACGGACGACAAGGCGGCGCAGGAACGCAGCAAGAUGAUCGACAGGAACCUCCGGGACGACGGAGAGAAAGCUGCCCGGGAGGUGAAGCUGUUGCUCCUCGGUGCUGGCGAGUCUGGGAAGAGCACAAUUGUUAAACAGAUGAAGAUCAUCCACGAAGCAGGCUACUCAGAGGAAGAGUGUAAGCAGUACAAGGCUGUUGUCUACAGCAAUACCAUCCAGUCCAUCAUUGCCAUCAUCAGAGCCAUGGGACGCCUCAAGAUUGACUUUGCCGACUCAGCCAGAGCCGAUGACGCACGACAGCUGUUCGUGUUGGCCGGCUCGGCCGAGGAGGGCUUCAUGACGGGCGAGCUGGCCGGGGUCAUCCAGCGGCUGUGGAAAGACAGGGGAGUGCAAGCGUGCUUCGGCCGCUCCCGAGAGUACCAACUCAACGACUCUGCGGCAUACUAUCUGAAUGACCUGGACAGGAUAUCACAUGGCGCUUAUGUGCCCACCCAGCAAGAUGUGCUGAGAACCCGAGUUAAGACCACCGGCAUCGUGGAGACGCACUUCACCUUCAAGGAUCUGCAUUUCAAAAUGUUCGAUGUCGGUGGCCAGAGGUCAGAGAGAAAGAAAUGGAUCCACUGCUUCGAGGGCGUCACCGCUAUCAUCUUCUGUGUGGCUCUCAGCGACUAUGACCUCGUGUUAGCCGAGGAUGAGGAGAUGAACCGAAUGCACGAGAGCAUGAAGCUGUUUGAUUCUAUCUGCAACAACAAGUGGUUCACAGACACCUCCAUCAUUCUCUUCCUCAACAAGAAGGACCUGUUUGAAGAGAAGAUCAAAAAGAGCCCCCUCACAAUCUGCUACCCAGAAUAUGCAGGCUCAAACACCUACGAAGAAGCAGCGGCCUACAUCCAGUGUCAGUUUGAAGAUCUGAACAAGCGGAAGGACACCAAGGAGAUCUACACCCACUUCACCUGCGCCACCGACACCAAGAAUGUGCAGUUCGUGUUCGACGCUGUCACCGAUGUCAUCAUCAAAAACAACCUGAAGGACUGUGGCCUUUUCUGAGGGUGACCGUGUGAUUCAGGCAGCCCAGCGGUGCUCCUGCCGUGUGACUUUAUUCAACGAGUAUCUGGCUUUCACAGACUCCGCUGACAAUUGUCACUUUGUGCGUUUAAUUAACUUAUGUUCAUCUCUCAAAGGUUUUAAUGGCGCAGUGUAGACGAGAAACAUUUUGUGUAAAAUAUUUGUACAACUGUCUUUGGCUGGGGGAUUUUCAACCUUUUUAAAAAAUUUGCUCCUUUGAUCUAUCAUUUAUAUAUAUAUAUGUAUAUGAAUAUAUAUAUAUAUAUAUAUAUAUAUAUAUAUAUAUAUAUAUAUAUAUAUAUAUAUAUAUGAAUGAAGAGGAGGAUACUUGCUUCCCCCAUCUUUGAAUCAACAUGUUAAUGUUUAAUUUCAGCAUGCCUUAGUUACCUUUUGUUAAUUUAGAUGUUAGCUUCAUGUACUAGAUGUUAUCAUCUAACCUGCAAUCCAUUUUAUUUUAUUUAAGUUUUGGGCUUUUUUGUUUGUGUAUAUUUUCUUCCUCGGACGUGUCAAGUACGACCAACUCGCUCCACAGGCCAAAUUCCCUUCUGACAUACUGUGAGAGCCAUUUUAACUUUUUCAGUCGGUUUGCAUGUGUGCUCCAGACCAAAAGCCUGUGAAUGUGUGGAAGUGUGCGUGUGUGUGCGUCUGUGCGUGCACGUGUGUGCGCAUGUGAAAGAGAGAGAGAGAGAAAGGGAGAAAGUAUGCACAAUUCAAAACAAAGGGACUUUAUUUCUCUACGUGUCAUCCUCACCUUUCAAAGUUGUAUUUUUCUAAGCGACCAACAACGAGUAACAUUCCCGAUUUGAAGGAAAAAGCUUUGAAAGGAAGGAUGUCUUUGUAGCACACAAUAAAUAGACACGCACGUAGACUGUGUGGGGGUGCAAGGCCGAGAUGUCUGUGAUGGUUUCACGUUACAUAUCCCCCCCCCCCCUCCUCCCCACACACACAUGCGAACCCAGCCUUCAGUUUUCCAUCGGAUGGGGUUAGGGUGGGAGACAUCUGUGGACUAAUCUCCAUGAUUUUUUGCUAAUAAAAGAGCUGCUGUGGUGAAACCAUAGCAACCUAUAUGCAACAAACUCGUCACAUUUAUUUUGUGGUCACGGGGUGGAACUAUAUUGGAAAAAAUAUGCCAUAUGCGAUAUGAAUAUUAUUGCACUGUUUAACACCUAAAGAAAUGACAAAGUGGGAUUGGUAAUGUUUUAUUGGGGCGUCUCAACUCCUCAAUCCUGCACUAAUGUUGUUUUAUGUCAGUGAUAAAGAAUGAUUGAAUUCUGUUGUUUGUCUAGAAAAUGUUGCAGCACUUUGUGUUCCUUCCCUUGCUUAAAGGGUUGAAACACGGCAACAGAUGUUAAUUCGCAUUAAACUUGUACACACACAA